AUGCUCAGUUCUAACUGCGACCGUAGGUGUCGCAUGGUCGAAAUAGGCAGGGCAGGCUGCAGAUGGAAUUGUCAGCAGUCGUUGGCCAUGCGUCGACCAGAGUCAAUUGCUGACAAUUCCAUCUGCAGCCUGCCCUGCCCUGCCUAUUUCGACCAUGCGACUCCUACGGUCGCAGUUCUCAUUCUUCUUGCCGCUUUUACAGUCACCGAUCAUCGCCACCCCCCUACGAGCCUCUCUUUAAGUUAUCUUGCCACACAUUCCGAUUUUACAGCCACUGAUGAUCGCCGCCCCCGUACGAACUACUGUUUGGCUAGCCUUGCCACUCAUUCCGAUUUCACAGUCAUUGAUCAUCGCCGCCCCCGUACGAACUACUGUUUGACUAGCCUUGCCACUCAUUCCGAUUUCACAGUCAUUGAUCAUCGCCGCCCCCGUACGAACUACUGUUUGACUAGCCUUGCCACUCAUUCCGAUUUCACAGUCAUUGAUCAUCGCCGCCCCCGUACGAACUACUGUUUGACUAGCCUUGCCACUCAUUCCGAUUUCACAGUCAUUGAUCAUCGCCGCCCCCGUACGAACUACUGUUUGACUAGCCUUGCCACUCAUUCCGAUUUCACAGUCAUUGAUCAUCGCCGCCCCCGUACGAACUACUGUUUGACUAGCCUUGCCACUCAUUCCGAUUUCACAGUCAUUGAUCAUCGCCGCCCCCGUACGAACUACUGUUUGACUAGCCUUGCCACUCAUUCCGAUUUCACAGUCAUUGAUCAUCGCCGCCCCCGUACGAACUACUGUUUGACUAGCCUUGCCACUCAUUCCGAUUUCACAGUCAUUGAUCAUCGCCGCCCCCGUACGAACUACUGUUUGACUAGCCUUGCCACUCAUUCCGAUUUCACAGUCAUUGAUCAUCGCCGCCCCCGUACGAACUACUGUUUGACUAGCCUUGCCACUCAUUCCGAUUUCACAGUCAUUGAUCAUCGCCGCCCCCGUACGAACUACUGUUUGACUAGCCUUGCCACUCAUUCCGAUUUCACAGUCAUUGAUCAUCGCCGCCCCCGUACGAACUACUGUUUGACUAGCCUUGCCACUCAUUCCGAUUUCACAGUCAUUGAUCAUCGCCGCCCCCGUACGAACUACUGUUUGACUAGCCUUGCCACUCAUUCCGAUUUCACAGUCAUUGAUCAUCGCCGCCCCCGUACGAACUACUGUUUGACUAGCCUUGCCACUCAUUCCGAUUUCACAGUCAUUGAUCAUCGCCGCCCCCGUACGAACUACUGUUUGACUAGCCUUGCCACUCAUUCCGAUUUCACAGUCAUCGAUCAUCGCCGCCCCCGUACGAACUACUGUUUGACUAGCCUUGCCACUCAUUCCGAUUUCACUGCCAUCGAUCAUCGCCACCCCCCUACGAGCUUCUGUAUAAGUUGCCCAGCCAUACGUUCCGGUGUACCAUUGCUACCAGAACCUAUUAUAAGGGAGAGGGGUUUUAGUUGGUAGGUCCUCCUGUUAGGGAAUCCAACACUACCCAGUCGUACGGUCGGCGGGGUGUCUUUCGAAGAUUUCCCCUCUUCCACGAAAACAAAAAACAAAACGAUGCAGUGACUUUUGCUGGUGUUCUCAGAUGGACAGAAUAACAAUAUUCUACUACCCACUAAUUUGGAAUUGUUUACAACCCCUUUUCUUCAAAAUUCAGUGUUCUGCAUCAAUUUCAAUCUGAACACGUAAGUUGCUACAAC
This is a messenger RNA of Agrilus planipennis (emerald ash borer), 1727 nucleotides long. RefSeq lists its product as uncharacterized. NCBI's taxonomy places the organism in Eukaryota, Metazoa, Arthropoda, Insecta, Coleoptera, Buprestidae. Bases 1 to 1488 code for a protein of 495 amino acids. The transcript is spliced from 21 exons. The record is from RefSeq and is a predicted model, not a curated record.